Molecule: messenger RNA, 1548 nt
Organism: Penicillium oxalicum
Lineage: Eukaryota; Fungi; Ascomycota; Eurotiomycetes; Eurotiales; Aspergillaceae
Exons: 6
Coding region: 1-1548 (515 amino acids)
Molecular function (GO): oxidoreductase activity
Source: RefSeq, a predicted model, not a curated record
AUGAUUUCCAAAAAGGCAGUUGGUCUCUUGACGACUGCGCUGGUCGCCCAAAUAUGCGCUGCUUCAACGAGUCAGCCCCGUGGUGACGAUGCCACUUGCAAGAAGACCACGGUCGCCAUCUUGUAUGCCCGUCCAUUUGCUGCUCCCAGGGAGGCGGAAUGGCCGGGAUCGCUGCAGCGGGGCCGUGUGAUCCACACCGACUUUGGCAAGGAUCCAAAAGGCAAACCGUACACUGUCGAGUUGGGAGCCAACUGGGUGCAAGGACUGGGAUCUCCGGAGGACCAGAAUCCGAUUUGGACAUUUGCCAAGAAAUGGGGAGUGAAAAAAACCUACUCCAACUAUAGCUCCAUUCUCACUUACAAUGAGACGGGCUUUACGGACUAUUCCUCUCUGUUGGAUGAAUAUGAAACCCUCUAUGAAGAUGCGGCCUCUGCGGCGGGGACUCUUCUUGCGGAAAAUGGGCAGGAUCAGACGGCUCGGACGGGUCUUGCUCUGGCCGGGUGGAGACCCAAAGUCGACGAUAUGGCCCGUCAGGCAGUGGAAUGGUGGGAGUGGGACUGGGAAGACUCAUAUUCUCCCGAUGAAAGCUCGUUCAUCUUCGGGGUCGCCGGGUCCAACUUGACCUUUAAUCAAUUCAGCGAUGAAAACAACUUUGUCUGGGACCAGCGUGGUUACAGCCGAAUUAUCACGCAGGAAGCCUCGACAUUCCUCCAACCGCACGACCCCCGCGUCCAACUCAACUCCAUCAUCACCAAUGUGACCUAUUCCACCGACGGCGUCACCGUCCACAAACAAGACGGCAGCUGCGUGUCCGCCGCAUACGCCAUCUGCACCUUCUCGCUCGGCGUCCUCCAAAACCACGCCGUCUCCUUCACCCCCGCCCUACCAGCCUGGAAACAAACCGCCAUCCAAAAAUUCACCAUGGGCACCUACACCAAGAUUUUCCUCCAAUUCAACGAGACCUUCUGGCCCCGCGAUACACAGUACUUCCUUUACGCCGAUCCCAUCCGCCGCGGCUACUAUCCCGUCUGGCAAUCCCUCUCCGCACCGGACUUCCUCCCCGACUCCAACAUCCUCUUCGUCACCGUUGUCGCGCAGGAAUCCUACCGUGUCGAGCGCCAAUCCGACGAAGUCACCCAGCGCGAAGUCAUGGCCGUCCUGCGGAACAUGUAUCCCGAUCUGACUAUCCCGGACCCCAUCGCUUUCAUGUACCCGCGCUGGUCGACCACCCCCUGGUCCUUUGGGAGUUACUCCAAUUGGCCCGCCUCGACGACCCUCGAGAUGCAUGAGAAUCUGCGGGCGAAUGUGGAUCGGCUUUGGUUUGCGGGUGAGGCGACCAGCGCGCAGUACUUUGGUUUCUUGCAUGGGGCUUGGUUCGAGGGCCGUGAUGCUGGGGAACGGAUUGCGGGCAUGUUGGGUAAGGAGUGUGUGAUUCCGGGGGAAUGUCAUGAGCGGAAGUAUUGGGAGCGGCUGCGUGGUAGUUCGCCCUUGGCGGAUUAUAGUGUGCUUGAUGGGUGGGGAGUGAGUAGUUUCUAUUCGAGCUACUAG